GCUUUUAGAUGAGCAGAAAGAAUUGUUUCUGAAGUCAUUUCCUCAACCAAUCAAAUUUCCUUUAUCACCAGGUGGUGUUGCUUAUCAAAGAACAUAUCCUGCUCCUGACUGGCUACUAGAUUUUUGGUCUUCGCAUGAAAAGGCUCAAUAUCCAUAAUAUUUUGCAUUGCGUGACGUUAGAAAAAAAAGAGUUUAUGGAAAGAUGGGAAAAACAAUACGGAAAGUCAGCCUCUGAAGACUUAAAACAAGAUGAUCAGGAGAUUGGAGGAGAAAAGUCAUGUGACCCAUGCAACCCUCGCCAUUGGCUACAUCGUUACUGCCUGGUACUGAUUCCACUUAGUUUCCUGUUGUUCGGAAGCUAUUUCGUCAACGACAUCCCAGGAGCCUUGCAGGAUGUGAUGGUCCGUGACCUUGAACUCUCAGAGACAGAGUUCAUGGCCUUCUACUCAUUCGAGGCCUGGCCCAACGUUGUGUUGUGUGUCGUGGGCGGCUAUUUGAUUGACCGCUGGUUGGGCGUCAGACUGGGGGCGAUCGUCUUCAGUGUGCUGGUCACUCUUGGACAGGCAAUAUUCGCGCUUGGCAGCUUUAUAAAUAACUACGUGCUGAUGUGUUGUGGCAGAUUUGUCGUUGGAAUCGGAGAUGACUCACUUAGUAUCGCACAGAGCACAUUCGCCACCAAGUGGUUCAAAGAGAAGGAGCUCAACAUGGUGUUUGGUCUUCUGCUCAGUUUCUCUAGGCUGGCCAGCACAGUAGCAAUGAACGUAAUGCAGCCUUUGCAUAACAUGGUGGACCAAGUUGUUCAUGGGUACAAGGGGCUAGGCAUAACUCUGUUCUUAGCUGUGGUUGUCUGCACUAUGUCAGCCUUAUGUGCAGCUAUUUUGUCGUUUUUGGACAAAAGAGCGGACAAAAUAUUGUCCAGAUCCAAAGUUGAACCAGAUGAAAAGAUCAAACUGAAGGACAUUCUAAAAAUACCAAUGACGACCUGGAUAAUGACUUUUAUUUGUGUCACUUUUUAUGUUGGGGUCUUGCCUUUUACCAGUCUAGGAUUGAUGUUUUUUACUUUGAAAUUUGGACUAACCCCAACAACAGCCAGUACCGUGAACAGUUUGGUGUACAUAAUUCCAGCAGUUGCCUGCCCUUUUCUGGGUUUCUGUAUAGAUAAAACUGGCAAAAAUAUUUUCUGGGUCAUCAGUGGCAUAUUGUUGGCCCUGGUCAGUCACAUGAUGCUGGCCUUCACCUUCGUUAACCCAUACAUCCCAAUGGUUGUUCUAGGUUUAUCAUAUUCUGUUUUGGCAAGUGCGAUUUGGCCUCUUGUAGCUUUUGUGGUACCAAGAAAACAGUUGGGCACUGCUUAUGGCAUGUGA
Physella acuta is the source of this 1364-nucleotide messenger RNA. RefSeq names its product major facilitator superfamily domain-containing protein 1. Gene Ontology annotation, molecular function: transmembrane transporter activity. The record is from RefSeq and is a predicted model, not a curated record. Lineage: Eukaryota; Metazoa; Mollusca; Gastropoda; Physidae. Gene Ontology annotation, biological process: transmembrane transport.